This is a messenger RNA of Nymphalis io (European peacock), 6237 nucleotides long. RefSeq names its product copper-transporting ATPase 1 (gene ATP7). Gene Ontology annotation, molecular function: copper ion binding; ATP hydrolysis activity; P-type divalent copper transporter activity. Bases 333 to 4031 code for a protein of 1232 amino acids. The record is from RefSeq and is a predicted model, not a curated record. Gene Ontology annotation, biological process: copper ion homeostasis; monoatomic cation transport. The transcript has 31 exons. Gene Ontology annotation, cellular component: perinuclear region of cytoplasm; trans-Golgi network; membrane. NCBI's taxonomy places the organism in Eukaryota, Metazoa, Arthropoda, Insecta, Lepidoptera, Nymphalidae.
GAAAAAAAUGCCUAUUGUAUUGUAUGUCAAAUCGUUCGUAUCAAAAGAAUUCCAUUAAAUUAGGAUUCUGUUUAAAAAAUACCUCGUUUUUCGAUUCAGUAUAAAUAUUUAAGAAUAGGGAGAUUAUAAACUUGUAUGUGCUGUGCCUAGAAAUGCAUAACAUAUGUGAUAUGUUUAGUUAUUUAAAAAGUGCAAUGUAUUUUUAAAUUUAUCUUUUAUUCCGCGAUUUAUUUGCGAUUGUGGCGUUUAUGUGUCCUAUUUAGAGGUCAAUAACUUUCUCAUACAAACUUUGUAUUUUAAAAUAAAUGGAAUGAAUUAAUAAAGAAUUAAUAAUGGAUACUCCAAGCGAAACGACGGAAAUUUUGGACAAAGAAAAACCACAAGAACCGGGGCCGGAUCUUGUGGCGGUGCGGGUGCCAAUCAAUGGCAUGACAUGUCAGUCUUGCGUGCGGAGCAUCGAGGAAUCCGUACGUGAACUGUCCGGCAUCCAGCAAGUCAAAGUGGAGUUAUCUGAACACGCAGGAUACUUCAGAUAUGACCCUCGCCUGUGUUCUGUGGAGGCGAUCCGGUCUCAUAUAGAGGAUAUGGGGUUCGAAGCGCCGGUUGAUAGCAACGACGAAGAAUCGAGGAAUCUUCUCCCGCGCGAGAUACCAACAGAUUUGCUGAUAGAUAUGACGAGCUCGAAUCCGCCCAGCGUCAGCUCAGUGCUGAUCUCCGUUAUUGGGAUGACAUGUCAGUCCUGUGUUAAUACUAUCGAAGGUAGCCUUACGGAGAUGCCAGGCGUGGUCCACACCACUGUCAGUCUGUCUGACAAUACAGCGCUAGUGAAAUACACGCCGGCUUCGAUAACCCCUAAACAAAUAGCUGACGCCAUAUAUUCGCUGGGCUUUGAUGUGACCAUCGUCAGUGUUAACGACGAACAAGUGAAAGAAUCAUCACAGAUUAAAAACGAAGAAGGAUCGGGAGAUCGUGUCACUGCAUCGCCCCCCAAAAGUAGGACACAACAGAAUGGAAUAUCAGUCCAAGGGGAGAUAUCGCGCUGCACGCUCGAGGUGCGCGGGAUGACGUGCGCGUCGUGCGUCGCCGCCAUAGAGAAGCACUGCGCCAAGUUGAACGGUGUCCAUUCGAUCGUUAUAGCACUUUUAGCGGCCAAAGCGGAGGUUCGCUAUGAACCAGCUAAGAUAUCGGCCCUAGCGAUAACAGAUUCGAUAACCGAGCUGGGCUUUCCGUCUGAACUUAUCAGCGAUAGCGGAGCGCCGAGGGAUUUAAAUUUAUCUAUAAAAGGUAUGACGUGCGCCUCGUGCGUCAACAAAAUAGAGAAAUCUGUACUUAAAAUGAACGGCGUUGUUUCCUGUUCAGUGGCCCUCACCACAUGCAAAGCGAAAAUUAAAUAUGAUCCAGAAUUAAUAGGGGCUCGUAAAAUAUGCGACGCCGUGAACGACCUCGGGUUCGACGCGACCGUUCUCAGCUCGCAGAACCGCAGCAGCACCGACUACUUGGAGCACAAAGAGGAGAUAAGGAAGUGGCGCGGCGCGUUCCUCAUCUCGCUGAUCUUCGGCGCGCCGUGCAUGGCGCUGAUGGCCUACUUCAUGUGGGCCAUGGACCACUCCGCCGCAGACAUGUGCUGCGUGCUGCCCGGACUCAGCCUCGAGAACCUGCUCAUGGGACUGCUGGCCACGCCCGUGCAGUUUAUCGGCGGGUGGCAUUUCUACAAACAAGCGUACAAAGCUCUGAAACAUGGCACCUCUAAUAUGGACGUACUUAUAUCUAUGACUACGACAAUAAGUUAUGCCUAUUCGCUAGCCGUCGUGAUAGCAGCGAUGGCCUUGCAGAAAGACACGAGCCCCCUCACUUUCUUCGACACGCCGCCCAUGUUGCUGGUCUUCGUGUCCUUGGGGAGAUGGUUGGAACACAUAGCUAAGGGUAAAACAUCCGAAGCACUGUCGAAGCUGUUGUCCUUGAAACCGACGGAGGCUGUCCUCGUGACCGUGGAUCAGGAAGGUCGGGAGGUCAGCGAGAAGAACAUACCCGUCGACUUAGUUGAGCAAGGAGACGUUCUUAAGGUAGUACCCGGAGCGAAGAUACCCGUUGACGGUAAAGUUAUAUCUGGGCAGAGCACGUGUGACGAGUCUUUAAUAACCGGGGAGUCGAUGCCGGUCACGAAGUCUAAAGGCUCGCUGGUGAUCGGCGGCAGCAUGAACCAGCACGGCGCGCUGCUGCUGCGCGCCACGCACACGGGCGACGCCAGCACGUUGGCGCAGAUCGUGCGCCUCGUGGAGGACGCGCAGGCCAGCAAGGCGCCCGUGCAGCGCCUCGCCGACACCAUCGCCGGGUAUUUCGUUCCGAUGGUGGUGUUCCUCUCGAUACUGACCCUGGUCUGCUGGAUCAUCAGCGGAGCUAUCAACAUCGACAGGAUUAAAGAUAUAACGCCGGAGAUGUACCGGGAUUCAGGGUUCACGGAGUGGGAGCUGAUCGUGCAGACGGCGUUCCACUUUUCGCUGUCAGUGCUGGCCAUCGCGUGUCCGUGCGCGCUGGGCCUGGCCACGCCCACCGCUAUCAUGGUGGCCACCGGCGUGGGCGCCAGGCUCGGCCUGCUCAUCAAGGGAGCGGAGCCCUUGGAGAACGCGCACAAGAUUAAAACAGUUAUCUUCGACAAGACUGGUACGAUCACACGAGGCAGUACAACCGUCGCAAGAGUUUCACUACUAACGGGCGAGCCGUCGAUGUUACCGGAAGUACUGGCUUGCAUACUCUCCGCCGAAUUAAACUCGGAACAUCCCGUUGCUUCCGCGAUAGUUCAAUGGUGUUCUGGAGUUGUGGGUGAUGCACGGGCCACUUGCAGCGGGUUUGCAGCCGCGCCUGGUUGCGGGUUGCGCGCUAAGAUUACUCUAAGGAAUGAUUUUCAACAAUCGCCUCAAUUAAAAGCAGCUUUAGCAAACGCGAGGGAAGGUUCAACGAUCGAGCUGCACGGAGUCCCGGUGGAGGUGGUGGGCGGGCAGGGCGACGCGGCGCUCCGCUCGGCGCAGGCCGCCGCCCGCCUGCACGCACUCAUCCCCGCCACUGGAGACGUGGUCGAGCAAAUAGUAUUAAUAGGUAAUCGUGAAUGGAUGGCGCGGAACGGGGUCUCCGUGCCGCGAAGAGUUCAGGAGACGCUGCAGAGGGACGAGGAACUCGGACGAACCGCUGUAUUGGCGGCUAUCAAUGACCAACUAGUGUGUACGAUUGGCGUAGCGGACGAGGUGAAGCCGGAAGCCCACCUCGCAGUCUACUGCCUCAAGAAGAUGGGGCUGGAGGUGUGUCUUCUCACAGGAGACAAUAGAAAGACGGCUGUAGCGAUAGCGAGACAGGUCGGUAUAAACAAAGUGUACGCGGAGGUGCUGCCCUCCCACAAGGUGGCCAAGAUACAGAAGCUUCAAGAGGAAGGGCAGAAAGUUGCCAUGGUGGGCGACGGCGUGAACGAUUCCCCGGCGCUGGCGCAGGCGGAUGUGGGCGUGGCCAUCGCCAGCGGCACCGACGUCGCCGUCGAGGCCGCCGACCUCGUGCUUAUGCGGAAUGAUCUCCUGGACGUGGUGGCGUGCCUCGAGCUGUCGAGGACUACGGUGAGGCGGAUUCGGCUGAACUUCCUCUUCGCUUCCGUCUACAAUCUGCUCGGUAUACCGCUCGCGAGCGGGGCCUUCGCCGCUUACGGCCUGCAGUUACAGCCGUGGAUGGCGUCAGCAGCCAUGGCGAUGAGUUCCGUAUCAGUUGUUUGCUCAAGCUUAUUACUUAAAACUUUCAAAAAACCGACAGCUGAACAGCUGAGGACGCCUGAAUAUCUCCAAUCAAUACAUAUAGAGGAAUUGGACUCGGUGUCCGUUCAUCGAGGCUUGGACGAGAAGGUGGACCCCAUUGAUAGGACGUCGCCAUUAGCCAAAUUACUCUACCGCAGUAAAUCAGCAAAUGGAUGUCUAUUGCAAGAAGAGGAUGACAUGCUGACAGUAUCGUUCAUACCGAAACGACCGACGAGGGACGCGCCCAGCUUAAACGGAUAACUUCUAGAAUAAACUCCAAUGGCAGGAGGAAAAAUAAACAAACCUUAUAUUUAAAUAUUCCAUGCGAUUCGCAAAUAUCUCUGCUUUAUUAUGUGAUACAAACAGGUCGCGAUUAAUAUUUCUUUAUUUAUAAUACAACACUGUUCCACUUAACUACUUAUUUGACGAGCCGGUUGGCGUGGUUGGUAGUUACUUGCCUUUCACGCCGAAGGUUGUGGGUUCGAUUCCCACCCAGGACGGACAUUUGUGUGCAUGAACAUGUCUGUUUGUCCCGAGUCGGGGUGUAAUUAUCUAUAUAAGUAUGUAUUUACAAAUGAAAAAGUAGUAUAUGUAGUAUAACAGUUGUCUGGUUUCCAUAGUACAAGCUUAAUUUGGGAUCAGGUGGCCGUGUGUGAAAAAUGUCCCAGGAUAUUAUUAUUAUUAUUAUAUCCACUUUAAUUUGACUUCCAGUAUUCCAGUAAUUUGUCUUUGGGUACCACAGAUUAUUUAAGAUGUCGACUUAUGUCAUGUUUAUUCAAGAUCAAAGUCGUUUAUCAUUUCUCCUCUUGUCAUUUGCAUAGAUUAUAUUCGGAAAGAUUUGUAAGCACAAUCGAUUAUAAUUCAAGUGUUGCCGCCAAAGAAAUAGUUGACAUAUGCAGCUGUUUCCAAUUCUUCAAAAUGACAAUUCGUGAUAAUUGUUGACAACAUAAAAUCGGUUCCUUUGUGUAAUCGUAUUUUAUUGGGACGCUUCGUUUAUAAUCGUACUCGUAAGCGAAACGAAUCGUUUCAUGAUUAUAGUGACCGAGUUCGUGUUUUGAGAAAAUAUACCAAUUUUCCUUCCUUAGAGACACAUUGAUUAUGUUUUAAAGUAAAUUUGUCUAAGAAUUAAACUCGUUGUUUUGAUCUUCAUUUAAGUUUUUUACAAAUUAUAAUGUUUAUUUUUCACGUCAAAUAUUGAAAUUUCUUAUAUAUUUUUGUACGUUAUCGAGUUUUUUUUUAAAUUGGUGGUAUUUUUUCUCGAAUUAGUAUUUUUUUUUAUAAUUUUGCUUAAUGAAUAUGGUAUGUUUUGACGUUUUUUUUUAAUUAAACCAAUAUUUGACGUGCCAUUUAUAUACAUAUAUUGUAUAAAAGUAAAUAGAAAUGUAAAUGAAUACUAUGUACAUAAUGAUGUUUAAGGGAGCACAAUUAUUUAUAUAAUUAAACUAAAAUUAUGUAUAAUUUUUAACGAUAUUAAAAGAAAAAAAUAAAUACGGCUUUACUAAAAAUGUGAUUUAGGGGUUAUGUUAAGUUAAACGAUGCUGUCUCCUUCUUUCGAAUGUCAAAUCAAUGGUGACAGAAAGUGAGAAAUCAAUGUUUAACUGAACAGCCGGUAAAUAACGUUUUUAAAUAAAGCCGAUAAUGUAAUGAGUGCUAAUUAUGAGUCAACUUUUAUGUCGUGAGCCAAUUCUCAAGGGUUGUCGCAAAAUAUAGUAUUUUUUUUUAAAUAAAACUUUUCUAAUAUUUCUUACAAUAAAAAAUAAAAUAUAACUUUGUAAAUAAUAAAUCAUUUGUAAGUGUGUUAUUUUCGGUGUAACGAGCCCUAACUUGCGUUCGACUGCGCCCAUUUUGAUUCGGUUGACUCACUAUGUCCGACUGUUUAGAGACGGGUUCCUGAAGGAUCGGUCAUCGAAUAUAAAUCCAUUGUCCUGACAACGGAUAAUAAUAAAAAUAUAAUUAUAUCAACUUAAAACAACAAUACCAAAAAAAUUAAAACGCCGUUACUGGGCUACGUCAAUUGUUUAUGUUUGUAGUGCAACACGGGUCGUGACCAACAUACAGACGUCAGGGUUGCAUUCUCUAAGCAGAUGGACAUAAAUGGCAUUUAUUACGCUACGAUAUAACUUUAAUAAAGUAAUUCGUGAGUAAUGAUUGACUGAAACAGACAUACAAGAUUUGCAGAAACAGAACGCGUUUUAUAUUGAUUUUGGUACAAAAAUGCUAAAUGUAAUAAUAUAGAAUAUGUUAUUUUUAUAAGUCUAGUGAAUAUUAUUAUUUCAUUUAUGUUAAAAUUUAAUCAAAAUCGAUAUAGGCAUCUAUUAAAAAACAAGUUAACCGAGGCUAACAUAGCUUUAUUUUAGGAAUACAUUAAAUAUAUAAAACGUUGCCCAUAUGUGUCUUUUUUACCUUUUUAAUCUGUAUUAAAGGAUAAUAUGUGUGCACAGAUAAUAUAAAAAAAAUCUUAUAGUUA